Menidia menidia (Atlantic silverside) is the source of this 6819-nucleotide messenger RNA. The record is from the annotation of a GenBank genome assembly. NCBI's taxonomy places the organism in Eukaryota, Metazoa, Chordata, Actinopteri, Atheriniformes, Atherinopsidae.
AUGUGCGUGCGCAUGCACGAAUGUGUGAGGGGCACUGGAGCGAUGCUAACAGACAGCGGCCAGACACGGGCCGUUGCUAUGCGAUGCCGGGACCUCCAACCGGGAGCCGGCGGCUCCGUCUCUGCUGUUACCUGUGGGCCCGUGACGCAGCAGGAAGUUGGGCGUGGGGGAUCUGAUGGGGGUCCUGGUGGUGACGGAGGCCGUCCCGGUGCAGGAGGCGAGACCCCCCCUCUGUGGCGGGACGCCGGGCCUCCUCCUCCUCCACCCAACGCCAUUUCCCCCACCUGUGGGAGCACCGCAGGGGAGCAGCACCGGGGGGGCAUUCUGACUUCUUGUCACAGUCUCACAACCAGGUGCUGUAUAUUAUGGGAUGGAUGCCGCCACUGCUGGAGUAUUAUGGUCUGUCGAGAGGGGCCGGGAGGGGGGGGGUGUCACCAUGACAACGGGGUUGCUAAGGGGGCUGGGACUUCUGGUGGAAAGGGGAAGGAGUGUGCAAGCUGCGAGCCCAGUGCGUGCGUGUCUCGCAGUGGUAGUGCACCCACCACCCCCUCCCUUCCUGGACACCCCCGGUCCAUUCUCCACCACCAGUCCCACGUCAUUUUCCCUCCUCCCUCGUCGACCGAGGAGCAAGGUUUAGGAGGGAUUAAUUCGACCCCUAAGAAAUCAAAUUCAAACGCUGGGGAAAUGUCGUGCAGCGAAGAUGAAAGAGAAGACUUUGGAGCCGCUGAAGAGCAUUCACUUAUUCACGUUUCGACGACGAGAAAAAAACCGCUAAGUUUCAACCCGCGCCGUUGUGCCAUUCACGUCGAGUGUCUUCGUGCGCGCGUGCACGGGCCGUUUGCCAGCCGUGCCAGCGCGCGCUCGCCUGUUUUCCCCUCCGGCCUGCGGCGGCGGCGGAGCUCUCCUGUCCGCGUGUGCUUCCUCGCUCAUGCGCGCGUGUCUCCGGCAGAUGAGGACGAGCCGGAGGAUGCUGUGUCUGACGUAGACGAGGUACCCAAAUCAAAGAAGAAGAAGAAAGCCAAGAAGAGCAGCCGGGAGAGCAGGAGCAGCAAGAGGCAGAGACCUAUCCGAGAGGAGCUGCCAGUCAGUUCCCCAGAGCAAAUGAUUGGAGUGGAGGCAGCAGAGAGGGAUGCAGAUGAGGGAGACAUACGUUCAGAGAGUGAAGGAAGUGAUUAUGCCCCAGGGAGGAAAAAGAAAAAACGCUCCAGCUCUGCCAAAGACAAGAAGAAAGGAGGUAGCGCAGGAGAGAAAGGAGGCUCAAAGAGCAAGCGCAAAGAUCCAGACCCAGAAGAUGAGGAGGACGAUGACGAUGAUUGCCAGCCCAAAAGCUCCACCCAGCUGUUGGAGACCUGGGGCAUGAAAGACAUUGACCAUGUCUUUACUCAGGAUGACUACAACUCCCUCACUAACUACAAGGCCUUCAGUCAGUUCGUCCGGCCUUUAAUUGCAGCCAAGAACCCUAAAAUUGCUGUGUCCAAGAUGAUGACUUUAAUGAUGGCUAAGUGGCGAGAAUUCAGCACAAAUAACCCGUUAAAGGGUUGCGCCACUGCUAAUGCGGCCCUGGCAGCUGCCAAUGUGGCUGCAGCUGUGGAGAACAUGGUGGUUUCAGGGGCUGAUGGAGGGGCAGAGACUGGCCCUGCCACCUCCCCUUCAUCUGCCCCUACUCCUGCUGCCGCCCCCACGCCCGCUGCCCCCCCAGCAGCUCCGGCGCCUCCACUCCGCAAGGCCAAGACCAAAGAGGGAAAAGGUCCGAAUGCUCGUAAGAGGUCAAAGCCUGCUCCCAAGCCUCCUCCUAAACAGAAAACCAAGAAGGUGGCUCCGCUCAAAAUCAAACUGGGGGGACUUAACAGCAAGAGAAAGCGCUCCUCUAGCGAUGACGAUGAACCUGAUGUGGACAGUGACUUUGAUGACGGCAGUUUUUCGGUGUCAGACGGCUCCAACCGCAGCAGCCGACCUAAGAAGAAGCCCAAGAGCGCAAAGAAGAAGAAGAAAGUGGAAACUGAAGAUGGUGAUGGGUAUGAGACUGACCACCAGGACUACUGUGAGGUGUGCCAGCAAGGAGGGGAGAUCAUUUUGUGUGACACCUGCCCCAGGGCUUAUCACAUGGUCUGCCUGGACCCCGACAUGGAAAAGGCACCUGAGGGCAAGUGGAGCUGUCCGCACUGCGAGAAGGAGGGGAUCCAGUGGGAGGCCAGGGAUGAACUGUCCGAGGCCGAGGGGGAGGAAGAUGACGACAGGAGGGACGACGGGCUGGAGGAGGAAGACGAUCACCACAUUGAGUUUUGCCGUGUGUGUAAGGAUGGCGGAGAGCUGCUGUGCUGUGACACCUGCCCCUCCUCCUACCACAUCCACUGCCUCAACCCUCCUCUCCCCGAGAUCCCCAACGGAGAGUGGAUCUGCCCCCGCUGCAAGUGUCCCCCGAUGAAGGGCAAAGUGCAGAAGGUUUUGACAUGGCGCUGGGGCGAUCCACCUCCCCCCAUGCCCGUGCCUCGGCCAGCCGACCUGCCUGCUGAUGCUCCCGAUCCGCCACCGAUGGUGGGCCGAAGAGAGAGGGAGUUCUUUGUCAAAUGGUGCAAUAUGUCCUACUGGCAUUGCUCCUGGGUGAAGGAGCUACAGUUGGAGCUGAACUGCCAGGUGAUGUUCCGUAACUAUCAGAGGAAAACUGACAUGGAUGAACCACCGCCUGUGGACUUUGGAGGAGAGGGUGAUGAUGACAAGAGCACCAAGAGGAAGAACAAAGAUCCACUCUUUGUCCACAUGGAGGAGGAAUUCUACCGCUACGGAAUUAAGAUGGAGUGGCUGAUGAUCCACCGCAUCCUCAACCACAGUGUCGAUAAGAAGAACAAUGUACAUUAUCUGAUCAAAUGGAGAGAUCUGGCGUAUGACCAGUCAACUUGGGAGAGUGAGGACAUGGACAUCCCCGAGUAUGACACCUACAAGCAGACCUACUGGAAUCACAGAGAGCUGAUGGUGGGGGAGGAGGGAAGACCUGGAAAGAAGUUCAAGAAGCCAGUCAAGGUCAAAAAGGCUGAGCGCCCACCUGCUAAUCCGGUUGUAGAUCCCACCAUCAAGUUUGAUCGGCAGCCGGACUACCUGGACAGCACGGGGGGCACCCUGCAUCCCUACCAGCUGGAGGGGUUGAACUGGCUGAGGUUCUCUUGGGCUCAGGCGACAGACACCAUCCUGGCAGAUGAGAUGGGUUUAGGCAAAACUGUUCAGACGGCUGUCUUCCUCUACUCGCUGUAUAAAGAGGGUCACUCCAAAGGUCCCUUCCUGGUCAGCGCUCCUCUGUCCACCAUCAUUAACUGGGAGAGGGAGUUUGAGAUGUGGGCGCCUGACAUGUACGUGGUCACUUAUGUUGGAGACAAAGACAGUAGAGCUGUUAUCAGAGAGAAUGAAUUCUCCUUUGAGGGAAAUGCCAUCAGAGGAGGAAAAAAGGCCUCCAAGAUGAAGAAAGACUCCACAGUGAAGUUCCACGUUCUGCUGACAUCUUAUGAGUUGAUCACCAUUGACCAGGCUGUGCUGGGCUCCAUCGAGUGGGCCUGUCUGGUGGUUGAUGAGGCACACAGACUCAAGAACAACCAGUCUAAGUUCUUUCGGGUUUUGAACAACUACCCGCUGCAGCACAAGCUGCUGCUGACCGGCACUCCUCUUCAGAACAACCUGGAGGAGCUUUUUCACUUGCUGAACUUCUUAACUCCAGAGAGAUUUAACAACCUUGAAGGUUUUCUGGAGGAAUUCGCGGACAUCGCCAAGGAGGACCAGAUCAAGAAGCUCCACGACAUGCUGGGGCCGCACAUGUUGAGGAGGCUGAAGGCCGACGUGUUCAAACACAUGCCAUCGAAGACGGAGCUGAUUGUUCGAGUGGAGCUCAGCCCCAUGCAGAAGAAAUAUUACAAGUUCAUUCUGACUCGUAACUUUGAGGCUCUGAACACUCGUGGUGGUGGGAACCAAGUCUCUCUGCUCAAUGUCGUUAUGGACCUCAAGAAAUGCUGCAAUCACCCCUACCUCUUUCCAGCAGCUGCCACUGAGGCACCUAAACUCCCAAAUGGCAUGUACGAGGGCGCAGCUCUGACUAAGUCCUCUGGGAAGCUGAUGCUGCUGCAGAAGAUGAUGAGGAAGCUGAAGGAGGGGGGGCACAGGGUUCUGGUUUUCUCCCAGAUGACCAAAAUGCUGGAUCUGCUGGAGGACUUCUUGGAAAACGAGGGGUACAAAUAUGAAAGAAUUGAUGGAGGAGUCACUGGUAACUUGAGGCAGGAGGCAAUCGAUCGUUUUAAUGCUCCUGGUGCUCCACAGUUUGCUUUCCUCCUCUCUACCCGAGCCGGUGGCUUGGGUAUAAACCUCGCCUCUGCUGACACCGUUAUUAUCUACGACUCCGACUGGAACCCGCACAAUGACAUCCAGGCGUUCAGCAGAGCUCAUCGCAUUGGUCAGAACAGAAAAGUGAUGAUUUACCGUUUUGUUACCAAAGCCUCUGUUGAGGAAAGGAUCACACAGGUGGCAAAGAAGAAGAUGAUGCUCACUCACCUUGUGGUGAGACCCGGCCUCGGCUCCAAGACCGGUUCCAUGUCGAAGCAAGAACUCGAUGACAUUCUCAAGUUUGGAACUGAAGAACUGUUCAAGGAUGAAAUUGGUGAAGGGGACAACAAGGAGGAUGACAGCAGUGUGAUCCACUACGACGACCACGCAAUUGACCGGUUGCUUGACAGGAACCAGGAUGCCACCGAUGACACUGAGCUCCAGAGUAUGAACGAAUACCUCAGCUCUUUCAAAGUGGCCCAGUAUGUUGUCAAAGAUGAAGACGAUGAGGAGGAGGAAGUGGAAAGGGAAGUGAUCAAGCAGGAGGAAAGCGUUGAUCCUGACUACUGGGAGAAGCUGCUCAGGCACCACUAUGAGCAGCAGCAGGAAGACCUAGCCCGCAAUCUGGGCAAAGGCAAAAGAACUCGAAAGCCAGUCAACUAUAAUGACGGUUCCCAAGAGGACCGAGACUGGCAGGAAGAUCAGUCGGAUAAUCAGUCCGAUUACUCGGUGGCUUCAGAAGAGGGCGACGAAGACUUCGAUGAACGUUCUGAAGCCAACGCCCGCAGACCGAACCGCAAUAGGCUGAGAAACGACAGGGACAAGCCUCUGCCUCCUCUACUGGCCAGGGUCGGCGGGAACAUUGAGGUGCUGGGUUUCAACGCCCGGCAGAGGAAGGCUUUCCUGAACGCGGUUAUGCGUUAUGGGAUGCCACCGCAGGAUGCUUUCACCAACCAGUGGCUGGUCAGGGACCUGCGAGGGAAAUCUGAGAAAGAAUUCAAGGCCUAUGUGUCUCUGUUUAUGCGUCACCUUUGUGAGCCGGGAGCUGACGGAGCAGAGACGUUCGCAGAUGGUGUGCCACGCGAGGGUUUGUCAAGGCAACACGUGUUGACUCGCAUCGGUGUGAUGUCACUCAUAAGGAAGAAGGUCCAGGAGUUUGAACACGUCAACGGUCAGUGGUCGAUGCCUUGGAUGGCCGAGCUGGAGGAGAACAAAAGAGCGGCUGCUUUAGCUGCAGGUGAAGACCCCAAAACUCCUUCAUCUGGGACUCCUGCGGACACACAGCCCAACACUCCUGUCCCAGAAGAUUUGUCUAAGUCAGAAGACAAAGAAGAUGUGAAGAAGGAGGGAGAGGACGGCAGGGCAGCUAAGAAGGCUGAUGAUCCCGAGAUAAUUGAAAUCCCAGAUGAGUCUGAAAAAUCCCCCGUUCUUGAAAAGAGAGAGGACCCUGUUGCAGAGAAGGAGGAGAAACUUAAGGAUGAAAAAGAUGAAGGGAAGGAAAAGGAAACUGAAGAGAAAGACGAGAAGGAAAAGCCUUCAGCUGCUGCUGGGAAAGAUUCUUCCUCCAACAAGGUUGACGGUUCAGAGGGCAAAACUGACUCAGAGGAGGACAAGUCCAAAGCUGAAGAAAGCAAAGAUGAGAAGAUGGACACCACACCCCCUACAGAGGAGAAGAAAGAACAAAAAGAGGAAAAGGACAGCUCGAAAACAGAAGACUUAAGCAAACUGCAGAAUGGGGAGAAUGCCAAAGAAGGAGGAACAGCUGCGCCGGUGGUUAACGUCAGCGAAGAGAAGAAGAAAGCCACCAAACAGAGGUUCAUGUUCAACAUAGCUGACGGGGGAUUCACAGAGCUUCACUCUCUGUGGCAGAACGAAGAGAGGGCUGCAACCGUCACAAAGAAGACUUUCGAGAUUUGGCACCGUCGCCAUGACUACUGGCUGCUGGCUGGAAUCAUACAACACGGCUAUGCCCGGUGGCAGGAUGUGCAGAACGACGUGAGGUUUGCCAUCAUCAAUGAGCCCUUCAAAGGGGAGAUGAGCCGAGGAAACUUCCUAGAGAUCAAGAACAAGUUUCUGGCCCGCAGGUUCAAGUUGUUUGGGGCCUGUCUGUUGCCCUCACAGUUGCUGGAGCAGGCGUUAGUGAUCGAGGAGCAGCUGCGCAGGGCAGCCUACCUGAACAUGACAGAGGACCCAGCCCAUCCCUCCAUGGCCCUCAACACUCGCUUCAGUGAGGUAGAGUGUCUCGCCGAGUCCCAUCAGCACCUCAGCAAGGAGUCCAUGUCUGGAAACAAGCCUGCCAAUGCAGUGCUUCAUAAAGUUCUCAAGCAGCUCGAGGAACUGCUGAGCGACAUGAAGGCUGACGUCACUCGUCUCCCAGCCACCAUCGCCAGGAUACCCCCCGUGGCUGUGCGGCUGCAGAUGUCCGAGAGGAACAUCCUCAGCCGAUUGGCCAGCAGGGGCCCUGAGGGCCCGGCCCAGAACCAGUCACAGACCUCGCAGCAGAUGCAGGUGCAGCGCUGA